CAGUCAGAGUCCUGUUUCCUUCAAGGCUCACACAGAAGGGUUUACCCUCAUCUGGAGCACUGGGAGAACACACUAAGUCCAGCUAUGUGCUGUUUCUGCAGAAAUGCAUGCCGUACAGGGGGAGCUUCAGAAACUCUAGUUUCCAGCUGCAGAAAAGGUCCUGCAAUAAACAGCUGCCUCCAUUAAAGAAUAGCAGGCACACCGCAAAGGGCUGCUUGCUGCAAAAAUAAGAAUUCUUUUUUUUUUUUUUUUUUUUUGGAAUCCUGCCUUGCUGCUGCUACGGAUAUUGCUGCAAUAAGACAGCUGCAGUAUACCAACCUGUUACAGCUACCACCUAUCCCAGAGGUUCUGGAGUUAUAGGGGAGGAAAGGAGACCCUGGAUAAACUCAAGAGAGGAGGAGGUUAUACCUAAAGACCAUUAAUUCAUCCCCUGCUGAUUAUAAACAGUGUCUUUCAAGGAAUCCCAAUGCGGUUGCCAUUGAUUUUCACCAUAAUCUUUGCAAACUUUUGCAGUCAAGGAAUUUCAUCCCCCAGUGGAAACCAGAAAGCACAAAGACCAUCCAUGCUCCUAAGGCGUGAUGAGAGCAAUCUCCUCACCAAGAUCUAUCGGAAUGAAGAAGCCAUUAAAGUUGUGGGAAAUGGCUGUAUAACCAGUCCACGGUUCCCUAACAGCUACCCCAGAAACCUGCUACUGACCUGGAAACUGGACUCUGCAGAGAACACUAGAAUACAGCUGACGUUUGAUAGCCAGUUUGGUUUGGAAGAGCAAGAAAAUGAUGUGUGCAGGUAUGAUUUUGUUGAAGUGGAGGAAGCUUCAGAAACAAGCACAGUCAUCCGUGGGCGAUGGUGCGGGCACAAGGAAGUUCCUCCAAGGCUGACAUCCAAGAAGAACCAAGUUAAGAUCACCUUUAAAUCAGAUGACCACUUUGUGGCUAAGCCUGGCUUCAAGAUUUGCUACUCUCUAGUGAAUGAUUUUCCGCCUGCAGCAUCGGAGACAAACUGGGAAUCCUUCACAAGCUCUGUCUCAGAUGUCUCCUAUCACUCAGUGACGGAUUCCACUCUCACUGCGGAAGCACUUGACCAGACUAUUGCUAUGUUUGACACAGUCGAAGAGGUACUUAGACACUUCAAUCCUGAGACGUGGAAGGAGGAUCUAGAAAAUCUAUACACCGAUACAUCUCAGUUCCGUGGCAGAACAUUUCAAGAAAGAAAAUCUAAAGUGAAUUUGGACAGGCUUAAUGAUGAUGUCAAGCGAUAUAGCUGCACUCCAAGAAAUUUCACCGUGAACUUGCGAGAAGAGCUUAAGAUAACCAGCGCAGUGUUUUUUCCACGUUGCCUCCUCGUUAAACGCUGCGGGGGAAACUGCGGCUGUGGCACUGCGAAUCCCAAAUCCUGCACGUGUAUGUCUGGGAAAACCGUAAAAAAAUACCACGAGGUGCUGAAGGUCACGCCUGAAGUUGGAUAUAGUAAGAAUAAGAAUAAAUCCAGGAAUAUGGCUAUCAUAGACAUCCAGCUGGAGCACCACGAGCGAUGUGACUGCAUCUGCAGCUUUCGGCCACCGCGGUAAAAGCAUAGAAGACACAGAUGAGAAAUUCUGAACAUUUUCAUGGACUUUUGUUGAAUGGCCAUACAGUAAUUGUCUUCAUUGCCAUCAGGAUUUUAGCAAUAACCUCCAAUAGAUAUAAAUAUAUGUCAUGCCCGGGAAUACCAUCAUUUUUGCUUGCGGAAAUACAUGUUGUACAUUAUUUGCCAAUAUCAGUAUUUGUUUUUAUUAAAGAACCAUAAACCUAAAAUAAAAGUUGCUUUAUGUAGAAGUGCUGCUAAUAACAUUAACCAGUAUACAACGUUUUUUAAGAAACGUGUUAGUUGUAGAGCCUUAUAAAAGUCAAUUACCUUAAGUUUUGUCAAGGAAAAUCGAAAAAAUAAUAAAGUGUAAUUCUUCUAUAAAAUAAAAAAAAACAUGGGGGAGGUGUAUCAUAGCAACCAAUCAGAUUCUAGCUAUCAUUUUGUAGAAUGUACUAGAUAAAUGAUAGCUUGAAUUUGAUUGGUUGCCAUGGGCUACACCUUCAGUUAUGCUCUUUAGAAGGUUUUAUACAUCCCUCCCCCAUAUAAGCUAAAAUACAAAUACAUAAUAAACAAGAAUAACGGUUUAUUGAACAUAAGGGGGCUGUGAUUCAAUUAGCCGCAGGCUUUAAAGCUCAGCUUUAGCUCCAGAGUUGUUCAAUUACUGCCCAUAGUAAGAUUGCUACUAGACCUGGGGGUGCACUUAACAUGGAUUUCUCCUCAUCACUCCAGAGACAGCAAGGAAAAAUCCACAUUUAGUGCAUCCUCUGGGCUAGUAGUGGUCUUAUCGUGGGCAGUAAUUAAGGGGUCUAUUCACAAAGCAGUGAAAAGAGUGGAGAGGUGAGUCAGUGCAGAAGUAGCCCACAGCCAAUCAGUGUUGAGGUAACAUUUAUAAAAUGCAUUAUAUAAAAUUAUACGUAGCAGCUGAUUGGUUUCCAUAAGCAACUUCUCCACUGGUUCAUUUCUGCACACUUUUCACUGCUUCAUGAAUAGACCCCUGAAUACCUCUAGCGCUUUGCCCAGAGUCUCUGGGGUCUAUUCAUGAAGCAGUGAAAAGAGUGGAGAAGUGAGGCUGUGGAGAAGUUUCCCAUGGAAACCAAUCAGCUGCUCCGUACAGUUGUAUAGCAUGCAAAUUAUAAAUGUUACUUCAAUGCUGAUUGGUAGCCAUGGGCAACUUCUCCACUGGCUCACUUCUCCACUCUUUUUACUGCUUCGUGAAUAGACCCCUGAAUACCUCUAGCGCUUUGCCCAGAGUCUAAGGGGUCUAUUCAUGAAGCAGUGAAAAGAGUGGAGAAGUGAGGCUGUGGAGAAGUUUCCCAUGGAAACCAAUCAGCUGCUCCGUACAAUUGUAUAGCAUGCAAAUUAUAAAUGUUACUUCAAUGCCGAUUGGUCGCCAUGGGCAACUUCUCCACUGGCUCACUUCUCCACUCUCUCCACUGGCUCACUUCUCCACUCUUUUUCCUGCUUCGUAAAUAGAUCCCUGAAUUCCUCUAGCACUAUGUCCAGAGUCUAAAGCUUUUCACUGGCUAAGGCUAAAUCAAUCUGUCCCAAGAAAAUAAAAGACAGUUAUGAUAAAAUCAAACCAUAUUUAGGGAACACAAUGUAUACAGUACAAAGUACAUUAAAGCUCUCAGGUCAAUAAUCAGUACAGUAAAAGAAAAACUCCUGUGUGUGAUCCACAGCGACUUCAGGCACUGAUAACCCCAAAUGUACUGAAAAGCAUUGUAUACAUAUAUACAUAACAAAAGAUUAAUCACAAGACACUGCAAAACUGUACAAAAACAAGGGAGGCAAAUAAAUUCCCAAAGGUGUGGACCACGUACAGGACUGAUGCAGGGUUUGUAGCAAAAUCGUCAUAAACUGAAAAGUGACCCAAUAAUAGUUUAUGCCCAAACAAAUAUGAUGCAUAUGUAUGCUGCACCCGCUGCUACAAGUGACCAUCAUCAGUGUGUACUUGUAAAUGCCCUGCCCCCUGGUGGCAAGGUUUGAUACAUUUCCAAUGAAUGCGGAUCUGCACAGGAACACUUCUAUAUAUUCACCUUCAGAGCAUGUGAAGAGCGAAAACACACAAGACACACUAGGCAUACUACUCACUCUGUGUCAGCCCCGAAGUGCUAAACUGCCACAUACCGUACAAUUAAGAUGCCACCUGUCAAAUAUCCAGACAGGGAAUAAGUGUAAUACACACGUUGGGUCUCAGAACUCUAGGAUACUCUUAGGAAGAUUGCAAAGUCUAUUCAAGCCAAUACUUAAUAUGCUUCAGGUGCAAAUGCAUAAAAAAAAAAUAACAUACAUCACAUUAAUAUCAUGAGUCUAUCGUAGGAAAGUACUUAAGCAUACCAAGUCACAGAAUUGUGGCAUAAGCCCCAGUAACUGAAUAGCCGAAUAGUAUUAACUACAGCAUCAGUCAAGACUUAUCUCCAUAUUGCAUGGAAGUGUGUGUGUGUGUGUGUGUGUGUGUGUGUGUGUGUGUGUGUGUGUGUGUGUGUGUGUGUGUGUGUGUAUGCUAUAAGGAGUGGCUACAUGACACUAGCGGCGUGGUCACACGACAGCCCCUUUUUUUUUCUAUGUAGGUAAGGCUAAAAAUAUAUAGUAAUGCCUCCAAUAUAAUAAAAAUAUAUAGUGAUACCUCCAGUAUAAUAGAAAUAUAUAGUGAUACCUCCAGUAUAACAGAAACAUAUAAUGCCCCAAUUUAAUAACAAUAUACAGUAAUGCCUCCAUUAUAACAGGAAAAUACAGCCACUGUCGCACUCCCAGUAUCCCUGACAAAGUGGGAGGAGCCGUCAUGCUGCCAAGCACCAUGGUCUUGUUGCUUUGUGGCACAUUAUAAUUGUGGUAAUGGCAAAGUGUGUGGCAGGUGGUACCUGCUGCCGAAUUCUUAAGGGUACUCCGUACCCGCAUACUUGCACUGUUGUUAAUCUCUGCACAUAGAUUACCUUGUCUGGCACACAUUCCCAUUUUCAAACGCCAACUACCCCCUGCGCACGUGAUAUCACACAGACAGCAACUUGAGGAAUAGGGGGGAGCAACCCUUGUUUCUGCCUUAACCUGUUCACACUGACUUUUCUAUAGUCUGUGAGAUCAUAAGGGAGGUGGGGAGCCUUAUGGGGCAUGGUAUCAUGAGUCGUAUCAAUAUUCAAUGCUGCAAUUCACAGAAUUAUGCUGCAAGGGGUGGAGCCACGAUGAUGAAGUUUGCUGCAAAUCACAUCAUCAAACCCUGGACGGCUCAUUUCUGUGCAGAAGUGGGAGGGAUUCAGGUGUCUGAUCUACUCUUCCAUGGCUGCAGGAGAACUAGAAAAAUAAGCAGCAUGACCUUGUUGCAAUACAAAGAACUUGCAUUAACAAAUGACCUGUCUGUUUUAAGAGAAAUCACCUAGAGGUAUACUAUAUUUACUAAAGUGCGGGUUUACAAAAGAGGAGGUGUUGCCUGUAGCAAAUUAUCAGUUUCUAGCUAUUAUUUUCUAGAAGGCGCUAGAUAAAUGAUAAGAAGAAUCUGGUUGGUUGCUGUGGGCAACAGCACCACAUAUGUAAGCCUGCACUUUAGUAAAUAUACCACUUGGUGUCCCAAAAUGUGACAUAUGAAGUUGUUCAACUAGCAACUUUUUAAUAGUUUUUCAUUUCACUUGAAAAACAACUACCUAAUAUACUUUAAUUAAAAAGCUGAGGUAUUUCAGAUUGGUAAAUCCAUUCAAAUGACACAGACUGAAAGACUUACUGUAACCAGCACUUACAUAGCACCUCAGGAAAUACUGUACUCCCAGCUGCACUAAUUUCACUUAUUUUCAGUUAAAUUAACUUGGGUUGAGUUGAUUUGAAUAAUUGAUGUUAAAACACAUACACUGAUUUAACGUUAGUUAUUUAAUUUAGCUUAUUGCAACUUAUUGGAAAAUAAGAGAGGAGAAUGGUUCCCAGGUGGAAUGAGUAAUUUUGCAAGAAAUACAUUAAACUGUUUUUUUUCUUGUAUAUACAGUAAUUGUACCUGUUAUUCUAUUUCGGUUUAUUUCUGGCACUCAGCAGGAAUGAUUAUUUUGUACAUAAUGCACCUAUUUUUAUGGGUAAGCACAUGCAGUCUCAAUGAUAAUUACUGUUUGCUUGGGUGGGCUCCAGAUUUUGCAUCUUCUGAGGAAAAUCUCUGGACGGAUCAGGUUGUUUCUUACUCACUGCAGUUUAGUUAUGUACCACAUAAAAAAAACAUCCGUUUAGUAAUGGCUUUAUUGCAUUUUUCUUCCCAUGAAAAUACACAUUUUUUCCAUAUCCUCAAAUAUGGUAGAAACCAGAUCUCAGGAUAUAUUUUAACAUUUUUUUUUUGUGUCUCCAUACUAUGGGGCAAUUGUACUAAAGCUCCUAGAACAGAGAAUUGAUGAUGUUGCUCAUAGAAACCAAUCAGAUGCUGUCUAUCAUUUCUAUUGCAUUUUAGAGAAUAGCAUGUGAUUUGUUGUUAUGGCAACAUCACCAAUUCUCUGUUUUAGAAGCUUUAGUAAAUUGACCCCUAUGUAUACUGUAGAAAAGAUCUUUAUGUGGAAUAUAUUAUAAAAUGUUUUUAAACAAACAAAGACAUAAAAGUGAUACAUUAAAAAGUAUAACCAAUAUCCCAUCCAUCUAAUGAUAAAUAAUUAAAUUAAUACAAAUAUUUGUGAAAAAAAUUGAAAGUUAUAGAAAUGAGAUGGUCCCAAAGUAGCAUGAAGUGCCAUUUUUACUUUUAAAUACCAUUUUGCACUUCACACUGGAUCCACAUAUACUAUGUGCAAAAUGUACAUCAGUCUCGUGUGGACAAUUUCAAAAUCCAGUUUGAAGGGUACUAUGUGAGCUCCCCUUGGUAUUUGAAAGGCAGACAAUUAGGUACAUUUGCACAAACAAAUUAUUUUUUUGCCUGCAUACUGUAUUUUUGCAGUUUACAAUUACCUUUAAAAAGAAAAAAAACAUUUCAGCAUUAACAGAUACAUUUUACAAAAUUGUUUAUUUUUUAUUUGUUUUUUUAUGUUAUUAUUUUUUUUAUUUACAUUUUUACUGUCUUAUUCAACAUCUCAAUAAAAAGAAUCCUUGUAAAGUUAGUGGACUAAACUUUGUAUGCUUGUUAAAGCAGGAUUUACUACUCAGCAAACCAUGCCAGGAAAAGAUUCUGGCAAUUUUGUUUUUUUUUUUACAAAAAAUGUUUACCUUGUCUAAUCUUGUAAAAUUUAAAUAAUCAGCUUUAAAUUAACUAGUAUUGCUGUAUAGUGCUUUGUAGGAUGUGCUUUAUUUAUACUGGAAAAAUGUUCCGAAAUUUAAAUAUUUUUUUAAAGUAAAUGAAAAAUUUGAAAAUCACACUUGCACUUCAGACAUAAAAGAUAGAUACGUAUACAAAAGUGCAGUUUGUGUCCACAUACUAUUACAUUGCAUGGGGUUGUAACAAAGUCUUAGCACUAUUUCAGCUUGAUAUAGGGUUUCAGGAAACAUGCAACCGGAUCGCCUAAUUGUACAUGUGCUUCCAAAUCACACUUUAGUGACAACUGCUUAAAUAUUAAUGCCUUUUACCAUGUAAUGCAUACACACAUAAUUUUCCUGUUUUCAUCUCAUGUGUAUAUUGUUUUAUUUCAAUAUAUUUCCAAAAAUAAAAAUUUAAAUAAAAAACAGAAA
Pseudophryne corroboree (corroboree frog) is the source of this 7179-nucleotide messenger RNA. RefSeq names its product platelet derived growth factor D (gene PDGFD). Gene Ontology annotation, biological process: positive regulation of cell population proliferation; positive regulation of MAP kinase activity; positive regulation of ERK1 and ERK2 cascade. Lineage: Eukaryota; Metazoa; Chordata; Amphibia; Anura; Myobatrachidae. The transcript is spliced from 7 exons. The record is from RefSeq and is a predicted model, not a curated record. Bases 467 to 1567 code for a protein of 366 amino acids. Gene Ontology annotation, molecular function: growth factor activity; platelet-derived growth factor receptor binding. Gene Ontology annotation, cellular component: membrane.